Molecule: messenger RNA, 576 nt
Organism: Ordospora colligata OC4
Lineage: Eukaryota; Fungi; Microsporidia; Ordosporidae
Exons: 1
Coding region: 1-576 (191 amino acids)
Source: RefSeq, a predicted model, not a curated record
AUGGUACAGCAGGGAUUAUUUGCAUACUACGAUGAGCCAAGCAGAACAAAUGAUAUGCUGACAUUAGCAUACAUUCAGGACAACAAUGUUGAUAAAGUGGUGUUCAACUCUGAAAUGAACCCAGUAGCACUUCCAAAGUGUCCAGAAAUGCCUAUCAAAUACACUGAAGCAUUGAAAUCGUUUGAGCAGUUUAUGCAGUUUUACAGAGAAAUAAAAGAAGAAGGCACAUAUUCAGAAAUUAUAGCUUAUUACAAACUCAAAUACUCAAAGCUUUCAUUUAUGGCUUUGCAUUCUAAGUAUACAUGGCUCUGUAACUAUUCAUCAAUGCCUGACAUUGAAUAUUCAUAUAAUGAGAAUGUCUAUUCAACAAUACUACAAUGCAAUGAAUAUGCGUGUAGCAGAAAAUGCUUACUUCUCGCGCCAGUAUGCACUGCAAAGUUCCUUGAGAAGCAUGGCUGUAUAAGCAAAGCACGAAUGCUUGUUAAGGAAGCAAAAAAAAUAGCAAAGGCCACAGACAAUCUUGAAACACUCAAAGAAAUUGAAAGAGAAUAUUUGAAUGAUUACAUCUGUGGAUAA